CCGACUAUUCCGACUAACAUGAAAAAGGAUGGUUACGAUAAUUGUGUGUGACGCGUAUUUAUAUUGUAAAUAGAUUCUUUACUAUAAUCGUGGAUACAAUCGUUUGUUAUUGACGAUAUGGCAUUCACGUUCGGAAAUCCAGCCGUCACUUCUAGUGCCACGAGUUUUGGAUUCGGGACUCAAAAAACAGCAACGAGCUUUGGUUUGACAAACACGUUCGGCAGCACAACCCCAACGUCUAGCACAUUAACAUUUGGCGCUCUGCCCGCCCCAACGACGUCUAUAGGUCUUAAUUUCGGAUUCGGUACAACAACAACAUCUACACAAGCGCAAAGCAGCGGUUUGCUUCUAGGCACCAAUGUAGUUACUACAAUGACCACACCUGCUCCUAGUUUAUUUCCCGCCCCUACAACCUCCGCACCAUUAUUUGCGGGUCUUAAUUUUGGCACACCAGCUACAACAAAUGCUCUAACGUUUGGUGGAACGUCUAACACAACAGCAACAGGAAGUUUAACUUUUGGUACAGCUACUACCAAUACUUCUUUAUUUGGGUCCAAUAGUGGAAGUACUUUAUUGGGUGCUAAACCAACAAUCGCCGCAACUACUACUACCAAUACAAAUAAAGGACUCGGUGGCUUAGAUGUUUCGGUUAACAAUAAAGGUCUUUCUCAAGGAAAUAGUAGUUCAACAGCUGCCAAAGAAAAUCUACUGCCAAACGAGCUUAUGCAAACAAUAGAUAAAUUCAAGGAGUUUGUAAAAAUGCAGAAAGGCCUAUCUUCAGAUAUCGCGAGGGGUUCGGCUAGACCGUUGAAUCGAUGCGCGGAAGAUACAGCAUCUUUAAUGGAAAUCUUAUCUACCUUAUCUGGCUCAGUGCAACGGGAUCGUUCUUCGGCUGAUAAAUUAAAACAAGACACGGCAAAGGCAUUGCAAAGUUCCGAAAUAGCUCAAAGAACUCACGAUACUCCGCCAGGCUUGCAAUAUGAAAAUAAUGCGCCCCUUCAAUUUUUCAUGGAAUUAGCUGAAAGCUUUGAGCAUGAUUUGAUGUUAUUCAGAUCACAAAUUGAGACAACGGAAAAACAUAUACAGGCUAUGAUGGCGCCGAGAACAUUAACCCCACAGGAAUUGACAAUGGCUAUGAGUAAGCUUCACGAGUCCCUAGUCGCGGUUGCUGGUCGAUUGCAAAGUGUGCAUGCCAAGGUGCAACAACAGAAAGAACAAUAUCUCAAUUUCAGGAAAUAUGUAUUAAAGGAUAAUACCAAUGUUUUUGAUAGCAUCAAAGCAAGCGGAAAACCUAGUCGUAACAGUAUCGAAAAGAUCACGAGCGGUCCCACUCCUUUUGGACCAGGAAAUAAAAGCUUUUUGUCAUCAACGACAUUAAGCACGAACCGGCCGGCAAGUUAUGAAACACGAAAUCCUUUAGUUUGGGAAAGUUCGACUCCGGUAUCGUCUGCUAGUAACAUUACUAUAGGCUCAUCCAUGAAACCGCCAACAGCAAGCUUAAAUUUUAACGCGCCGAUUAAUUUAACUGCACCAUUGCCAGUGAACGGAAGCGGCUCAAACUUUCAACUACAAAAGCCCCCCGUUGGUAAUAAAAGAGGGAAACAUUGAUCGUUUGUUUCAGACAUGAUAAUUUUUAUAUGACCCAUAUUUUUUAUAACUCAAGUUGAAAGUCUUCUUUAUCGUUGAUAAUAUUAGAACAAGUGUGUUUAAAAAUUACAUAUUCAGUAUUGAGCAUGAUUAUUAUAAUAUUUUUUUAAUACAUUGUACAUCAAGUGUACAUUGUAAUGUGUGAUACUUUUAUUUAAAUUCAUAUUUUACAAAUAUUCCAUGUGUAUCUUACAUCAAUUGUCAUAUUUUUAUAUU
Camponotus floridanus (Florida carpenter ant) is the source of this 1863-nucleotide messenger RNA. It is a transcript of the gene Nup58, whose product is annotated as probable nucleoporin Nup58. Gene Ontology annotation, molecular function: structural constituent of nuclear pore. The record is from RefSeq and is a predicted model, not a curated record. NCBI's taxonomy places the organism in Eukaryota, Metazoa, Arthropoda, Insecta, Hymenoptera, Formicidae. The transcript is spliced from 7 exons. Gene Ontology annotation, cellular component: nuclear pore. Gene Ontology annotation, biological process: nucleocytoplasmic transport. The coding region runs from base 118 to 1608 and encodes 496 amino acids.